UCUUCACUCAGAAUAUUUUGGACUCCCUUAAAUAAAUGAUUGACUCGAGAAAAUGGGAAAAGUCAGCUGGGGAGAACUGUUCCCGGGACGAUGGAGUGCGGUUAUAUUCGUAUCCUACAUGGCCCUCUUCGUAAAUCAAGGAAUAAUUGUAACAUGGUCUCAAACCAAAGGCGAUUACAAAUACAAUGUUGUCACUGUUGUGCUUAUGACUGAAGUGCUCAAACUGAUAGUAUCCACGAUAUUAUAUUCAUGGAAUAAUGAUAUUUCAUCUCUGCUACCUGAGAUAAUAAAGCACAGAAAAGUGUUCCUCUUGUAUAUGAUCCCAUCAUUUCUCUACUGUCUCUACAACAAUUUAGCAUUCAUUAAUCUCGCUGCAUUCGACCCCACGACUUACUAUCUCCUUCUACAGUUUAGGGUAGUCAUCACUGGAAUUAUUUACCAGGUAGUUUUUAAGAAGCAAUUAUCGAAGAAACAAUGGGCGUCAUUAGUGAUAUUGACGCUGGGGUGCAUGAUGAAGCACGUCAAUUUGAAUUCUGGAAGCCUGGUUUCCAAUUUCCACCUCAAUAUCAACGCCUUUUUCAUAUUUAUUCAGACAAUCUGUUCUUGCCUAGCUGGUGUCUACAAUGAGUACCUCCUAAAAGGCCAGGGCGCCAACAUAGAAAUUUACGUGCAAAAUAUUUUCAUGUACAUCGACAGUAUUAUUUGCAACAUAUUGGUAUUAAUACUCCAAGGCAAUUUGCUAGGUGCCUUCGACAACUUGGGCCCCAGCAUUCUCUUCGAUCCCAAAGUUCUAGUGAUAAUGGCCAACAAUGCAGCUGUGGGAAUCAUCACGAGUUUCUUCUUGAAGAAUUUGAACUCAAUUCUCAAAACUUUUGCCAGUGCCUUGGAACUCGUUUUCACAGCAAUUCUCUGCUGGCUUCUCUUCGGCAUUCCCAUAUAUUUUAACACGGUUCUGGCCAUUGGAAUGGUCAGUUACGCUGUCAUUGUGUACUCGCAAAAUCCUGUGCAAAAUUCAUCGAAAAUGAGGGAGGAGGUUCGAAGUGAGGAGGAGGACGAGAGGGUGGAGCCACUCUUAUCAAAAAAAGGAAUAGAGAUUGUUUGAACAGUCGUGAAGAUUUUUUGGUCUUCCCAUUUUUAUUUCAAUCGCGGGGAAAUCCUGGCUCGCCAGUUUUUCGUAUGUAUCUUGAGAAUGCCUGGGUUUUAAGGAAAAAACCAUAUGACAUUUCUUGAUGAUAAUUCAUUUCUCUACAAAAAAUGUUCUGGCGCAUUUUUUUGUCAGAGCUCUUUUCAACGAGAUAAUUACUAAACUGUCGAGGGAAGAUUUCUCUUCAUUCGAUUUUUUUCGAUUUUUUUUUUAUUUAUUGCUAGUUAUCUCGAAAAUGACUGGUUGUAAGAAAAAGUGUCACUGGAUCUUGAUGGAAAUUUAAUUUUCCCUAAUAGUGGGUUUGUGACAUUUUCUUGUAGAAUCAAUCGUCACUGAGAUAUUGACGAAAUAAUAGCCUCUCCCCUUUGAAUAAUUAGUUAGUUAAUUUAAACAAAUAUAUUUAAUUAGUUUGAAAUUGUAUUUUGAGUUGCAAUGAACACGAGAACAUCGAGACAAUUGUUUGUGAUAAUUCCGACGAGUUUAGUCUUGGAAUACUUCGAUUCUUGGAGGACUGAACAGUGAAAUGUAUAAUUAUUUAGAUUACUGAGAGAUUACAAUGACUUUGAAUGAUUUGGUCUAUCUAAUGGCCAAUGAGUGGUCAAAUGGCGAAAGUACAUGAUCGUAAAUGAAUAACGGAUAUUAUUAGUGAUCGUUGUUUUGCUUUCAUGACAAUUUUUAAUGGAUUACCAUUGACUAUUGAUAAAUCACUGAUGCGAUUGAAAUUUAUUUUUAGUUGGUGUUGACAUUUAUCACUUGUUUCGAAUAAAAACAAUAUUUUAUUAUGGACUAAUGAUAA
This is a messenger RNA of Diachasmimorpha longicaudata, 1940 nucleotides long. RefSeq names its product UDP-galactose transporter senju (gene senju). Lineage: Eukaryota; Metazoa; Arthropoda; Insecta; Hymenoptera; Braconidae. Gene Ontology annotation, biological process: pyrimidine nucleotide-sugar transmembrane transport. Gene Ontology annotation, cellular component: Golgi membrane. The record is from RefSeq and is a predicted model, not a curated record. The transcript has 5 exons. Gene Ontology annotation, molecular function: UDP-galactose transmembrane transporter activity. Bases 53 to 1102 code for a protein of 349 amino acids.